UCCAAUGUUUCAGUGUUAUAGUGGCAAUUCUCUGUGGUAGACAUGAGGCCUGAAAUGCUGUUGCUGCUGCCACUGCUGGUUCUGAUGCCCACCUGCAGUGCUUCAGAGGAGUCUUGUAUUGAUCGAUGUGACAACGGCUUUGAUGCGACCAAGCAGUGCCAAUGUGACUCUAUGUGCAAAUACUACGAAAGCUGCUGUGCUGACUAUGACUCAGUCUGUGAAGAUAUGACCCGUGGAGACACGUUUCCAGCUUUCCCUGAGGAUGAGGACAAGGAAAACAGCACAGAGGUGUCGCCUUCACCCGAAGUCAAGAACACCAACCAAAUGCCUCUGCUUUCUUCCACAAUCAAACCACUUACCACUACAUUUACCCCUGCUUCACCAAGCCCCGACGCUGAUGCUGAAUUGUGCAGUGGCAAGGCAUUUGAUUCCUUCAUGCAGCUUAAAAAUGGCUCUAUCUAUGCCUUCAGGGGAAAGUAUUUCUUUGAGCUGGAUGCAAAGUUAACAGCAGCAGGUUGUCCGAGACUAAUCGAAGAUGUAUGGGGAAUAAAGGGGCCCAUAGAUGCAGCAUUUACACGUAUAAACUGCCAAGGAAAGACAUAUAUCUUUAAGGGAAGCCAGUACUGGAGGUUUGACAAUGGUGUUCUGGAUGAAGGUUACCCAAGUAAUAUCUCUGUAGGAUUUGAAAAUAUACCCGAUGACUUAGACGCUGCUUUUGCCACCCCUGCAUACAACCACCGUGGCAAGGAGAAGGUCUUCUUUUUCAAAGGUGACUGGUAUUAUCAGUAUGAGUUUAAGCACCAGCCGUCCCAUAAGGAAUGCAUUCGGAUGACCAGGAGUUCCCCAUCUGCACUUUUUAGACGAUACACUGAUAUAUAUUACGAUCGCUGGGCGCAGCACUUCAACCAACUUUAUAGUGACCUACACAGCCAUCACAGCAGUCGUAAUUCUAUCAAUAAGGACUGGAUUGGUAUUAAAGUGCCAGUAGAUGCAGUGCUGGCUGGAAGGCUAUAUGUCCCUCCUAGACAUGUACGUCUCAGUGAGAGGCGCCAGGAUCAUCAGCAGCAAUGGGAUCAACAGUGGGGCCAACAGUGGGGCCAACAGUGGGGUCAACAGUGGAAUCAGCAGCAGAGGGGCCAGAGGCGUAGGCAAAACCGAUCGCCAUCCUGGAAUGGUAUGGCUGAGAGUGGCAUUGGAUUACAAUUUGCCCAGACGUUUGGCCAGAACCCCUGGAGAGACCAGGACAGACAAAGAAAUGGCUAUCGCUGGCAGUAUGACCAAGAAUACAGAUACAACCCAUUAGAGGAUGCAACCUUUGACAUAUUUCGCAAAAGACGGCCAUUACAGAGUGUCUACUUCUUUAAAGGAGAUCAAUACUACAGGGUCAAUCUGAAGACUAAGCUAGUUGACCGUGCUUUUCCUCCGUACCCCAGAUCUAUAGCCAAAUACUGGCUGGGCUGCUCAGAACAAACAGGAGCAGAGAAGUGAUGAGUUCCUCUGUAAACCUCUAUAAUACAGUAGUUUUUGUAUUUUCUACCUAAAAGAAAAAAAUUGGAGCAUUUUAUGACACAAUUAUUAUAAAGAAUAGCCUGUUUAGUACUAUUAUAUCUGUGUCAUCUGAGUGAUGCAUUUAUUCAAUUCAUAGUUUGAAUAGUUUGCAUUCCAAUAAAAUGUUUUAUCAAC
Trichomycterus rosablanca is the source of this 1683-nucleotide messenger RNA. RefSeq names its product vitronectin a (gene vtna). The transcript is spliced from 8 exons. Lineage: Eukaryota; Metazoa; Chordata; Actinopteri; Siluriformes; Trichomycteridae. Gene Ontology annotation, biological process: cell adhesion mediated by integrin; cell-matrix adhesion; immune response. The coding region runs from base 43 to 1488 and encodes 481 amino acids. The record is from RefSeq and is a predicted model, not a curated record. Gene Ontology annotation, molecular function: extracellular matrix binding; scavenger receptor activity; polysaccharide binding.